AUGGUGAGGCCGCCUUGCGUUUGUCGGGAGUUCCUGCUGGCAGACCCCACCUGGCCCACGGUGACCGUGGAUGGUCAAGUGCACAUUGCUGCAUCCCAGGCUCGGAUUCCAUGGCCACGGCACUUGCGGAAGUUCAGAGAAUUACCAGCCAACUUGCGUUUGCCACCGAGGCGGCAGCAGAUCGCAGUUGCUGUGAAGCAAAUGCUUCGUCGACUGCGGGACCGUUGCAAGCUGGCGGAUGAGCCAUGUUGGGUCGAAUCCGUUGUUGCCGAUUUGACUGCAGCUUUGCAAGGGCUAGCUGCUCAGCACUCUACCAGAUUUCCUGUUUUUUGGCUGGAGAUUUCACUGGCCCAGGAAUUCCUCAGGCCUUUCUUCACGCAGGUCUUUGACCACAACCUGUCCCGUAUUGGUGUGUUUUGUCCUGCCCUAGUACACGUCCAAGCUUGUGCAGCUCUUGAUCUUGGUGAUCAUGGCACGGGGCUGGAUUUUGCUUGGGAAGCUGAUACGCGGAGGGCUGAAGUGAUGGCUACCAUGGCAAAGAUUGAGGGCCUCCCGCCGCACUUGCAACCAACGCGGCUGUCCUUGGUACCAGCCAGAUCUUGGUCUAUCGGAACUCCCGUUUUUCUUCCAAAGUGGAAAGGUCCAGGAGUGAAGUGGCGCCUGAUAGUGAACAAGCACCACGCGCCGGCGACUGGUUUGCACUCGGCUGUAUCUAGAGCCACUGAUGUUGUUCUGGACAAUAUGCCCCGCGAGGCUUGGUCCGAUUUUCCAUCAGCCAAUGCCUUCUUGGGCAUGGUCUCGGACUUCAACGCUCUCGUGAAGAGCAUGUUCAUGGAGCCGCGUGGGUGGAUUGCAGCGAUGGACAUGGUUGAUUGUUUCCACCACCUUCCUUGCUCCGAAGCGCCGUCUAUUUGGGAUGCUCUUUCUGCCUUUUGGAGCACCCGACUUGUGGCUUACAUCAGUGUGCCUUUACGAAGGGGCGGUGGUGCUGGUCGCCUUGGUCUGGUCUGUGAUGCUGGCUGGGUUUGCUUUUCCUUUGCAGAGAUUCGGGAGGUGUUGAUGCACUUUACCUUGACCAACUUUGUGGCUCUGCCCGGCCUCCUCGGGCGUGAGCUGCGUGGGGCUCCAAUGGGCGAUGCUUUGAGUGGGGCAGUGCUGCGGCUCUUCAAGUGGAGUAGGGAGGCUGCGCAACUACCUAUUGAGGAGGCAGACACUGUUUGUUUCCGCAGGUCCUGCUCCAAGCUGGUCCAUCUCUGUGGUUGCAACAUGUUGGUCCUUGACGUCAGUUUCCGGGACGACUUGCGCAUGUUUUGCGUGUGGGACGGACAAGCCAUCAUUGAUAGGGAAAGGGUGGCGCAAUGGGCUAUCUCCAGGCUGCGCGCCCGAUACCACUACGGCACCAUGAGCUUGGAAGAGUGUGAGUUUCGGACAUUCAUCGGUUUGCGGACGGAGUUUGGAGAUGAGGGCCUUUUUGUUGCCCCUGUCUUCCCUGACCCGUUCGGAAGCUGUAGUUACCACACGGUCGACUUGCGAAUUUUGCAGCCAUGGUCAUCGUGGACCCCCCGUUCACAAAAGACGGCGGUCAUUAAGGGAUGGCUGCGCCGCAUCUUUCAUUUGUCCAGUUGCUCCAAGGGCAGGGCUCUUGCCUUUGAAGAGGCUUUUUUGUCUUUAUGUUCUUUGGCUGGAUUCCCUAAAGACCUGCUUGCCAGGGUGACCAGAGAUUGGAUCCUUCGCUGGGUGUCCGCAAAGGAUGCCCGUGCAGUACAGUGCGUAAGACUUGAGGUGGAGAGGGCAUUGCGGCGAUUGCGUUAA
Messenger RNA from Durusdinium trenchii, 1812 nucleotides. The record is from the annotation of a GenBank genome assembly. Lineage: Eukaryota; Dinophyceae; Suessiales; Symbiodiniaceae.